This is a messenger RNA of Aspergillus udagawae, 1587 nucleotides long. RefSeq names its product cytochrome P450. Lineage: Eukaryota; Fungi; Ascomycota; Eurotiomycetes; Eurotiales; Aspergillaceae. The transcript is spliced from 3 exons. The coding region runs from base 1 to 1587 and encodes 528 amino acids. Gene Ontology annotation, molecular function: monooxygenase activity; heme binding; iron ion binding. The record is from RefSeq and is a predicted model, not a curated record.
AUGACACGAGCGCCCUCCGCAAAGCGACGGACGGUGUCAUGGACCUGCUGGGUGGUCAUCUCGCGGGGGAUGCCGAAGACGAUCGCGUUGAGGAGACGCGGUACGAGUCUUCUCGUCGUCGCUGUAACCCUUUACAAGUUCGUCUUCGCGGUCAGCGAAUAUGACAACCUCAGGUUACCAUUGGCAGGUGAGCCGGAUGGCGCGAAGCGUUUCAGUCUCAAGUCACGCCUGCGAUACUACUACGACUGUGCGGCUUUGUACACGGAUGCAUACUACAGGUUCGGUAAGAACGGCAAAUCAGCCCUGGUGCCCGCCCAACAGUGUGCUAAGCGUCUCGCAGGCCUUCCUGCAAGCCAAUCUGUCGACUACCCGCUCGGCCACUCGCGCUACUGGGGCGACCCGUGGCAGUUCGCUCUGGUCAAGACGCGCCUGAACAGCAUGAUGCAAUCGCUCAUCCCGGCCAUCGACGAUGAACUGCACUACAUCGUGCCCUUAGUGCUCGGUACAGACACUAAUUCCUGGAAGGAGGUGCACCUGGGCGACGCGGUGCGGAUGAUCGUGGCGGGCUCUUCCAGCCGCUUCACCGUGGGACUGCCACUCUGCCGCAACGAGGACUAUCUCAAGCGCACCCUGUCCAUCACCGACGGGGUGAUGAUCACCGCCAUUGUGGGCAACUGUCUGUCCAGUAUAGUCCUCCCUGUCGCCGCCCGUCUGGCUAGUCUGCACACCUGGCGGAACCUGAACAAGAUCAAGGACUACAUCACCCCGCAGUACCACGAACGACUGGUCGCUCUUGAGAAAGACUUGGACGACCAACCUCAGGACCAGCUGCAGGUCAUGCUGCGGUUCGCGCAGAAGAAACGGCCCCAAGAGGUCAACGACCUGGGCAUCAUGGCCACGCGCCUGGCAGCCUCCAACUUCGUCAGUAUGCACCAGACAGCCGGAACCGCCGUACAGAUGCUGCUCAACAUUAUCGACUCAGACCCGGAGUUCGACACGAUUGCCAAGCUUCGCGCAGAGGCCGACCGCGAGCUCGGCCCGGACGGCGCCUGGAGCAGGGAGAAAUUCCAGCGCAUGCACGGCCACGACAGUGUGGCACGCGAGUCAAUGCGCGUGACCUUCCCCUUUGGAAACCGGGGGCUCCUGCGCAAGGUCAUGAAGGAUGGGGUCGUCACUGACGCCGGCAUCCCCCUCAAAAAGGGCACCAUCGUGGCCUUCCUGGCGUCGCAGGCCCAGCGCGACCCGGCCAAGUUUGACCAGCCAGAGAAAUUCUAUCCCUGGCGGUUCUCGCGUCCCAUCGAAAAGGAGCAGAAGGCGAACGGGGACUCCCUAAAGGCCGCCUACCAUCAAAAUACCUUCAUGUCGACCUCGCCGGAUUAUCUGCCCUUCGGGCAUGGGCGCCACGCGUGCCCCGGUCGGUUCCUCGUGGACUUUGAGCUGAAGAUGAUUGUCGCGUACAUCCUCAAGCACUACGAUAUCGCAUACCCGCCUGAGUACAAGGGCAAGCGCCCGCCGAAUCGCCAGGUAGCGGAGUUGCAGGCGCCUCCAGCCGGAGUCAAGGUCAUAGUCAGGAGACGUCCUCAGUAA